AUGGAGGUUGGGAUUUUGGUGAGCUGUGAAGAUCUCUUCAGCAACAGACAGUGGCCACCUUUUGCCACCUUUGUGGCCCGAAGAACCGAAGCAGGAAAGUUACAGCUGAAGCAGGUGAUUCCACACAUGCAGGCAGAGCAGAUGGAGUACAGCCUCGCAGCCGAGCGCAGGAGGAUGAGACUGAUCCAUGCAGAGAUAAUUAACGAUCUUCUUAGCAGCUGCUCCUGUCAGAUAGUGAGUGAGUGUCUGGAUUACCAGGAAGCGGUGCCUGCGGAGCGGACUCGGGUAGAAAGCGUUGAGCUGGUGCUCCCGCCUCAUGCUAAUCACCAGGUCAGCACAUUUGGUGGACAAAUCAUGGCCUGGAUGGAGAAUGUAGCCAGCAUCUCUGCCAGGUUGCAUAAUUCUCUAUAUGCAUUUUCUUCUAGUCGUUUGUGUAAUGCUCACCCAACUCUGCAGAGCAUAGACAUGUUCCACUUUCGCGGGCCGUCCCACAUUGGAGACAGGCUGGUGUUGAAGUCAGUCGUAAACAAUGCUUUCAAGAAAAGUAUGGAGGUGGGAGUGUGUGCGGAGGCCUAUCAGGGUGGAGAGCCCCUGCGACACAUCAACACCGCCUUCAUGACCUUUGAGGUCUUGGACAAUGACAGGAAGCCAUGCACGUUGCCAAGGAUACGGCCUGAGCCUGUGGAUGGUAAAAGACGCUUUCAGGAAGCCAUAGCCAGAAAGAAAAUCCGCCUUGACAGGAAGUACAUAAUAUCCUGCAAACAAAGUGAAGUUCCUCUCUCGGUUCCCUGGGACCCAAGUAACCAGAUGUACCUCAGUUACAAUAAUGUUUCGGCACUGAAGAUGUUGGCUGCCCGUAACAACUGGGUCUUAACCUCAGAGAAGAAUAAGGUGAGUUUAUACACACUUGAGGAGAACCAGAUGUUGUGCUUUAAGGUGGAGACUCAUGUGGCCAUGGCAGCCGAGUGGGUGUUUCUGUUACUGUCUGAUCUAAGGCGAAGGAAGGCAUGGGACCACCACUACCAAGAGUGUGAAGUGAUAACUGACUCGGAUGAAGAAGACACCAUCUACCGUAUUGUCACCCCCUCUGUGACUAAUCGAGGCAAAGUCAAGGACUUCAUCCUCCUAGCCUCCAGAAGGCGCCCUUGUGAUUCUGGAGACCCUUAUUUGAUUGCCUUGCGUUCUGUGACCCUGCCUGCGUACCCUCCCACUGAAGACUACAACAGAGGAGAGGUGCUCUGUGCUGGGUUCAGUAUCUGGGAAGAGGAAAACUCUUUCACUAAGAUUUCUUACUACAACCAGGCCACUCCUGGCGUGCUGCCCUAUAUCUCCACUGACAUCGCUGGGCUUUCCUCCAGUUUCUACUGCACCUUCGCCUCAUGUAGCGCUUUCCUGGAGGAGAAUAAAGACAGCCUGGCUUCCCUGCCCACCUCCACCCUAUGAGAAAGCUGAAUUCAACAUUCUAUGUUCUUCAGAAAUUGAUUUAGUUUCUAUAAAAAAUUAUUAGGGUCAAGAUAUAUAGGGUUGACAAAGAUAUUCACAUUUCAGUUUAAUAUAAAAUAUCAUGAAUUUUAGGUACGUAAAACUCUUAUUUUCCAUCUCAGAAAAUUGAGGCACAAAACUGUCACUGGUAGCCAAAGAUACAACA
Cyprinus carpio (common carp) is the source of this 1648-nucleotide messenger RNA. Its product is annotated as acyl-coenzyme A thioesterase 11-like. The record is from RefSeq and is a predicted model, not a curated record. Gene Ontology annotation, molecular function: thiolester hydrolase activity; lipid binding. Bases 1 to 1443 code for a protein of 480 amino acids. NCBI's taxonomy places the organism in Eukaryota, Metazoa, Chordata, Actinopteri, Cypriniformes, Cyprinidae. The transcript has 13 exons. Gene Ontology annotation, cellular component: extracellular exosome.